AUGAGAGCAUUGACGAAGUAUGCUCCCAGACACGCUUCGUCAUUACGUGACUGGAAACACAUCUCCAACUUGACCUUAGCGGAUGACGAUCCGACUGGAUCAACUCCUAUUGACCUCAUUAUUGGAGCUGAUUUGUAUAGCAAGGUUCUUGUCAAUAUACGCAAUGGACCCAUAGGUCAACCAGACGCUAUACAAUCGCAUUUCGGGUGGAUUCUAUCUGGACCUACGUCAAUCCCUAAUCAUGUCAUACAAAACACCCAUGUAGUCGGCUCUACUUUGGUUUCAUCGCAUGUCGGAGCCCAACCUCAAGGCUCACCAUUACCCAGUUCACAACAAAGGUAUCAUGCAGUUGCUCACUGCUGCUCCUUGGAACGGCAAUUAUGUAAGUUUUGGGAGGUUGAAGAAACUCCUCAACAUGUUCAUGCGUCCAUAGAAGAUAAACAAUGCGAGGAUCACUUUCAACGCACGCAUACUAGAACAGCAGAUGGCAGAUAUGUCGUGCGACUCCCUUUUAAAGAGGGCCCGCCUAUUAAAAUAGGCGACUCUCGCAGCAUAGCUGAACGCCGACUUUCGUCGCUAAUUCGUAAAUUUGCUCGUCAACCCACACUGGCACAAGAAUAUUUGGACUUCAUGCGCGAAUAUGAGCAAUUAAAUCAUAUGAAACUCCACUGUAGUUCUCGCAUGGCUCAAGAAGCACCCCUCAAAUUGGAAAACUUUCGUAGCUCAUAG
Nylanderia fulva is the source of this 729-nucleotide messenger RNA. Lineage: Eukaryota; Metazoa; Arthropoda; Insecta; Hymenoptera; Formicidae. The record is from RefSeq and is a predicted model, not a curated record.